Acipenser ruthenus (sterlet) is the source of this 2546-nucleotide messenger RNA. RefSeq names its product solute carrier family 3 member 1 (gene slc3a1). Bases 313 to 2409 code for a protein of 698 amino acids. Lineage: Eukaryota; Metazoa; Chordata; Actinopteri; Acipenseriformes; Acipenseridae. The transcript is spliced from 10 exons. Gene Ontology annotation, biological process: carbohydrate metabolic process; amino acid transport. The record is from RefSeq and is a predicted model, not a curated record.
UGGUUAGUGAUUGUGUGAAGGGGGUAUGUUUUAGCUAAUGAGUACCUAUCUCACCUGCAACACAGGACUGAGGUACUGCAUUCACUAUCGUGCUUAUUCAUUACCUAAGAAGCCACGCUAUCACUUUACCUAUAAAUGUUAACGAUUACUGAUGAGAAGAAGCGCAUCAGUGUACUCUGAUCUAGUAGUAAAGCGGCGGGGGUGAAGUCCCACGGCACAUUCUGUACAACACUUACUCAUUACUCAGCGUGGGGGCACAGGGAUAUACUCUAGCAAAGCUUAAGCAAAAGUUGGUCGAGUGCACUGGCUCUAAUGAAGAGAAGAAUGUCUAAAGAAGAGAACAGCAACUAUAUCGAGAUGCACGCCGACCUUGCUGUCGAAAAUAAAGGCUUUGACCAAGAGGGCGAGGAUGGGAGCAAACCGGCCGAGGGAGACGGUGAAACGGCCAGCGUGCAGCUAAGUGCAUUCGAGUCUGCAGACGGGCUGAGCGAACUCGACUAUACCCAGAUCAAGCCGUACGCCGGGAUGCCGAAGGAGGUCCUGCUGCAGUACUCCACCCAGGCGUGCUACAGGCUGCCCCGGGAGAUCCUGUUCUGGUUUACCGUGCUCUGCACGCUGGUGCUGUUGGCUGUCACCGCCACCAUCAUAGCGCUGUCACCCCAGUGCCUGAGCUGGUGGCAGUCCUCCCCUGUGUACCAGAUAUACCCGCGGUCAUUCCAAGACUCCGACCAGGACGGGGUCGGUGAUCUUAAAGGUAUCCAAAACAGGCUGGAUCACUUUGUGUACCUGAACGUGAAAGCCGUAUGGAUCAGUCCCUUCUACAAGUCGCCCAUGAAGGAUUUCGGAUAUGAUGUGGAAGAUUUCAGAGAAAUUGAUCCCGUAUUUGGGACCAUGGAAGAUUUUGACAACCUCCUGUCAUCCAUACAUGACAGAGGCUUGAAGCUGAUCAUAGAUUUCAUUCCCAACCACACCAGUGACAAGCAUGUCUGGUUCCAGAGGAGCCGCAAUGGGACGGAGAAGUACAAGGAUUACUACAUCUGGAAAGACUGUGAGAGUGUGAACGGCACGGUGACCAAGCCUCCCAACAACUGGGUGAGCGUGUUUGGAAACUCAGCCUGGCAGUUCGAUGUGGUCCGAGGCCAGUGCUACCUACACCAGUUUCUCAAGGAGCAGCCGGAUCUCAACUUCCGCAAUGCCGACGUGCUCAAAGAGAUGACUGAUGUGAUCAGGUUUUGGCUGGAGAAGGGUGUGGACGGACUCCGGAUGGAUGCAGUGAAGUUCAUUCUGGAAGCAGAGCACCUGAGAGACGAGCCUCAGGUCAAUCCAGAGCAAAACCCGGAAAACAUCACGUCCCAUUCAGAGCUGUAUCAUGACUACACAGACUCCCAGGUGGGCUUGCACGUUAUACUGCAGGGCUGGCGCCAGGUCAUGGAUGAGUACAGCACGGAGCCAGGGAGAUACAGGUUCAUGGUGACCGAAUCCUACGACUAUGAAAAGAUUGGCAGGACGAUGAUGUAUUACGGCACCUCUUUUGUUCAAGAAGCUAAUUUCCCUUUUAACUUCUACCUGCUUGAUCUCCCGGAGAGUCUCUCUGGAAGGGCUUGCUAUGACCUUGUGAAGUUAUGGAUGAGUAACAUGCCUAAAGGGUACUGGCCAAACUGGGUGGUUGGGAACCAUGACAACCCUCGGAUUGCGUCGGCCGUGAGCCGAAAGUACGUCAAUGUGAUCAACAUGCUGCUGCUGACACUGCCGGGCACGCCCACCUCUUACUACGGAGAGGAGAUCGGCAUGGAGAACAUCGCCGUGUCUGAGGAUCAGAUACAGGACCCAUUCGGAAAGUUUGACCCAAGUGAGAACCGAGAUCCCUUCAGGUCCCCCAUGCAGUGGGACAGCAGCCCCAAUGCUGGGUUCAGUGAAGCAAACAAGACCUGGCUCCCAGUGCACCCAGAGUACCAGACUUGCAACGUGAUGAUGCAGAGAAAUGACAGCAGCUCCCCGCUGACUCUGUACCGCACUCUGACUGCCCUGCGUGAGAGCGAGCUGCCCCUGCACCGAGGCUGGGUGUGUUUGGUGUGGAGCGACGCGGACAUCUUCGCUUACGUCAGGGAGCUGGACGGCCUCAGCACAGCCUUCCUGAUAGUGCUCAACCUGGGCAACGGCAGCAUCACGGACCUGACCGGCGUGGUCCCGGAGCUGCCCAGGGAGGCCAGCGUGCGGGUCAGCACUCUGUCUGGCAGCAUGAAGACAAUGAGCCUGGCUGCCAUCAAGACAGAGACAGGAGAGGGGCUGGUGCUGGAGUACCACACGAGGGAGCCCAUCCACGAGGUGAGCCGUUUCAGAGAGAACUGCUUCGUCUCAGAGAAAGCCUGUUACUUCAGUGCGCUGGGGAUCCUCUACAAGAACUGCUGAGGCUUUUAAUUGCCACAGGGUGAUUGUUUUUUUAUUGGAAACAUACCUGUUAAAAAAAAAAAAAAAAACAAGACACAAAAAAAUAUCUACAACCUUAAAUUGCGAAUGUUAUAAAAAUAAAGCUGAUUUUUGCAUCA